AUGAAUAUGUCUGUCUCGGAUUUAUCUGUUGGAUGUCGAUUUGCGGAUUAUUUUGUGAUUUGUGGCCUCGAUUUCGACUCGGGAUUGGAAGCUGAUGGUUUAAGUGGAGACAAUUUACACAUAUCGCCCCUCGAUCGUUCGUACAAGGGAAAAGUUCUAGCUCACUACCCUGAGAAUGUUCACUCUAAUAAAUUUGAUGAAAAUGCGGUGUGUAUGCUCUGCCUGCCGGCUAGUCUCCAGUUUAAAACACAAAAACACUCAUUAGAACCAAAGUUUCAUAGUUUUGUAGUGACCAGAGAAAAUGCAUCUAGAUAUUAUGGAUUCAGUCUUAUCUUCUAUGAAGAAGUGCGAAACAGGAACAUUUGCAAUGCCAUGCAUACACUACAGGCUAUGUAUAUCACUGAGUUAUCGAGCGGGCAGACUCCGCCAGGCCAUAGAAAAGGGUCAGGCAAAGAAAGUUCUAGAUCUUUGCCGCGCUCCUUCAAACUUGCCCCACACACCGGAGCCGCACUCACAUACUACGAUAUAACCAAAGACAAACUCUAUGUAGCCAAAAGUAUAGCACUUAUAUGUCAAUACCCGUAUGUGAGGGUCGCACAAUUAUUCUUAGAGAAUUUAUUUAGGUCAUUACCGAGACAGCCCGGCCCAGGUCUUAGCCCCGAGUCCUAUGUUUACAACUUGCUGUAUGAAGUUCCAGUGCCCAUUCCUGGUCAAGCAUUACGUCUUUAUGUCCCUCCAGCCGAACCUCAUCUCGAUUCAAUACCAGUUGUGAUAAGAAUGCCAAAUCCUCCCGAUGAGUUACCACUUCUUGACUACCCUCUGCGUGUAAUGUUUACAUUGUUGGGUGCAGAAUAUGUCGUACAGCUGUUCACUUGUGUACUGCUGGAACAUCAAGUGCUUUUGAGAUCCAGUGAUUUCAACAAGUUGAUGCUUGUGUCUGAAUGCAUCGUGUCUCUUCUCCUGCCAUUCACCUGGGCCUAUGUUUACGUCCCUAUACUGCCGGCACCAUUAUACCAUUUUCUUGAUGCACCAGUGCCUUUUGUUAUGGGUCUCCAUACUGAUAGUGCAUCAAUAGGUAUCGGUAAUGGGCCAAGGAAUAUAGCUCUUAGUUCUGAAGCUACCCUCUGUUUAGUUGAUAUUGAUAAGCCAGACAUACAACUUCCCGAGGAACUGCCAAUAUUUCCACACAGAACCCCAUUCAUCGAAGAACUCAAUCACAUAUUGGAUAAACAUCAGGUUCAGAGGCCUGAAACAGAGCCUACUAAACUUGGUAUGCCUGUAAACGGCACUUCAUACAAACAUAUGAAUGAUGGAAUGAGCAGCAGUUGUACAUUACCUUCAGGUGGUCUUAGACGGAAGCAUUCAUUUCAUGACGUGUUAGAAUGGGAUGAGAGUCGACCAUUGAAUGCCUCGCCUCCAUCGUCACCGCGCCGAGCUCCGCGAAGAAUGGACGCCCUACAACGGAUUGUGGAUAUAGUCAAACGAACCGGCGUAAAUAUAGACGAUGUAGACGCGGACACCGUGAUGCCGACCACCAAGAAGAAGAUAUUGAACGACGAGGAACAAUACAAUGAAGAUAUAAGAUUCAAUAUAACAAUUAGAGAAACUUUCCUCAACAGAUUCGUUCACAUGUUCCUUAUGUAUGAAAACUUUGUUAUAAUGCCCGACCAGGAUCGUGACUCAUGGCUGUCGUCCCGUGAAUCGAUGGUGAAUUUCGACAAGGCUUCAUUUCUAUCUGACCAGCCACAACGACAUAGACCCUUCCUAUCACGCUUCCUUGAAACACAAAUGUUCGCGACUCUCAUAGACAACAAAAUAAUGGCCAACUGGGGCGAAUACGACGCUAACCUACAAGUCUUCGAACAUAGAAUUCGAGCGGUCAGGGGCCGGCUGGGCGAGGGCGGGUUGGCUACACGUGGUUACAGCGUGUGGGCGGGUGGCAGUGGCGUGGGCGCGUGGAGCUGCGAGGUUGAAGUGGGGGCGCCAGCGGAGCGCCUUCCGCAUAGGGCGGCUUACUAUAGAGCCUUCCCGGCCAGGCUUGACGCGGCCGCCCUAACUCCGCCCCCGCCCAGCGACCGAAGAACUAAUAGCUUGAAGCGUAUUAAGAACGCUAAGUGGCAGGUGAAGGAUUGUCCCCCGGAACUUUUGUUGGGAGAUAUUGGGAGACGACUUUCAACUGAGGUUACUACCGCUGCUAUGGCGCAAAAUAAUAGAGCAUUUGUUGAGAAACUAUUGAAGGAAUGUAAGAGCAAAACAAAAAGAAUGCUUCUCGAAAAGAUGGGUACAGAAGAAAGUGAUUUGGGGCUUGGAAGUGAGAUAUCAAUAACUGGUAUAGAAGAAAGUACUAUGAUAGCGUCGCUAUGUGAUCUGUUGGAGAGACUUUGGUCGCACGGUCUGCAACACAAGAUGGGGAAAUCAGCUCUAUGGAUGCAUUUAACAAAUUACCAGGAAUUAGAACAGUGCAGCAAUUCUGCUAAACCUAUAGACCCCAACUAUCUGACGCCUGCUUUGGCUUGGUGUGUUCUGAGGAAACGACUCGAUUAUUUAUCAUCUGUGGGCGCGGAAGUCGAACCUCAGCAGAAUUCCAAUCCGAAUAGAUCACGAGAUAGCUCGCGAGGCGGAUCCCGGGAUAGUUCCCGCGAUCGUCUCAGUAAUUCUGGUACAUUGGAACGAAAAUCGCCUCCGAAUCCACUUCGACCUUUACCCGAAAAUCUAACAUUCGAUAUGAGGAAUGUGCAAGCAAUGACUGAUAUAAAAACGGAAAUCGGUUACGCUCGAGCCUGGGUGAGGCUUUCGCUCGAAAAGAAGUUGCUAUCGAAACAUCUGAGGGAACUUCUAUCAGAUACGACUUUAUUAAGAUCUCAGUACAAGAAAACCGCGUUCUUGCGCUGCGAGGAAGAGAGAGAGCAGUUCCUCUAUCACCUUCUAACGCUGAACGCUGUUGACUAUUACUGCUUCACCAAUACUUAUCCUACCACCAAGUUGCCCUACCGAGUCCUCAUAGUACCUUCUCGUAAGGCGAGUCAAACAACAGCCAACUGCUGGCUUUCCAUAUCUGGUGCUAAUGGAGAAUCAACACCAAAAAUACCCAUUCCAAGGAACACUAAUGAGUUCGUUUUCCAUCACAAGAAUUUGGGGAUUCUGUCGACUCUUCGUAUAGGUCAUGAUAACACUGGCUUAUCACCCAAAUGGUUAUUGGACCAGGUCUAUGUACGAAACGAAGUCACGGGACAUACAUACAAAUUCCCGUGUAACCGCUGGCUGGGUACCGGUGUGGAUGACGGCAGUACUGAGCGCGUGGUGGUCGCGUCCCGCUCCCGCGCCCGCUCGCCCCGCACGCCCGCGCCGCCCCCCGCUACCUCACCUACUACCACACAUCUAUCAACAUCUACGAUACAACAUAUGAUCGGUGACUGUGUUAACGCAAUCGUCAAAUGGCAUUAUCAAUCUAAGAGGGAUAAGGAUGCCAAUUCCUUGAGCGUGUUGCUCUGCGGUGAAAAUGGACUCGUCAAGAGUUUAGAACAAGCCUUCCUCUGUGGAUUUAAGUCAGCUCGACUGUUUGGGAAGAAUCUCUUCAUUUGGGACUAUUUCGCUCGAGUAAAAGACGAAUUCAAAAUGAGCCUCUGCGAAGAUAGCAACCAGUCUAACAAGAGCUGCGUUGUUUACAACUGUAGACAAGACCAGGAACAUCGUGCUAUAUGGAGGUGCUAUUGUCAUCUCAUGGACGAGGUCAGCAGUGUUGGACGCACGCUGGGCAAGGAUGGGAAAUUCCAGCUAUUUAUAUGUCUUAGCUUGAGGGAACACUGGCUUCAUAGAAUGUUAGUACCGAUGUCAUUGACCCGGGUCACUACUGAGAUGUAUGAAGAACAAAGUUUUAUGAGGAAACGGGGCCUUCUUACAUUCUUAAGGCAAAUACUUGAACCGUUGGACGAAUUUGACAUAGUACUGGAGAACUCACUAACACAAGGCAUUUAA
This is a messenger RNA of Danaus chrysippus (African queen), 3975 nucleotides long. Lineage: Eukaryota; Metazoa; Arthropoda; Insecta; Lepidoptera; Nymphalidae. The record is from the annotation of a GenBank genome assembly.